Molecule: messenger RNA, 303 nt
Organism: Baudoinia panamericana UAMH 10762
Lineage: Eukaryota; Fungi; Ascomycota; Dothideomycetes; Mycosphaerellales; Teratosphaeriaceae
Exons: 1
Coding region: 1-303 (100 amino acids)
Source: RefSeq, a predicted model, not a curated record
AUGCUGCGCGACACUGAAACUCUUCCAGAAGUAUCCUUCGCUAUGUUUGGAUCCGCGAAGGGUGUUGACGGUGCUACGGACGAAGAUGUUGACGUGCAAAGCUUGUACGCGACUGAUGGAGACUGCACCAGCGUUAAAUGGAACUUUCGCAGCCUUGCAACAUACCACGCGGCUUUUCAAUGCAUACAGACGGACGCCGCGGUUCACGGAAGUCCGCGAAAGGUGUCAUCAGCGCUGCAAAGAAAGCCGCCGGCAUGGUGGUCUCUUCGCGACAGCCAUUGCCGGUGUCGAUCAUGGUUGUAG